This is a messenger RNA of Meriones unguiculatus (Mongolian gerbil), 5749 nucleotides long. RefSeq lists its product as uncharacterized. NCBI's taxonomy places the organism in Eukaryota, Metazoa, Chordata, Mammalia, Rodentia, Muridae. Gene Ontology annotation, biological process: carbohydrate metabolic process. The record is from RefSeq and is a predicted model, not a curated record. Gene Ontology annotation, molecular function: hydrolase activity, hydrolyzing O-glycosyl compounds.
CCGGGGAGCCCCAGCCAGCCUCGCCAGCAUGCCUCCCCUCCCUGCUCACCCCCUCCUCCUCCUCCUCCUCCCCCUCCUCCUCCUCCAGGGAGCCCGCGCCGAGCCCGGCCAAGGCGCCCAGGUCUGGGUCCGCUUCGCCCAGCCCGAACCCCCCGAGGCCCAGGGUCCCAUCUACGGCACCUUCCCCGACGGCUUCAUCUGGGCCGUGGCCAGCUCCGCCGGCCAGGGGGACUGGGGGGCCCCGUCCUCCCCCUCCUGCUCCUCCUUCUUCUCUUCCUCCUCCUCCCUCUCCUCCUCCUCCUCUUCAUUCUCCCAUUCCUCCUCCUCCUCUUCAUCCUCCUUCUCCUCCUCCUCUCCUUCCUCCUCCUCCCUCAACUCCUCUUCUUCCCUCUCCUCCCUCUCCUCGUCGUCCUCCCUGUCCUCUUCCUCCCUCCCUUCCUCCUCCCUCAACUCUUCUUCCCUCUCCUCCUCUCCUUUCUCCUCCUCCCAUUCCUCUUCCUCCUCCUUCUCCUCUCCCUCCUCCCUCUCCUCCUCCUCCUUCCUCAACUCCACUUCUUCCUCUCCUCCUCCCCCUUCUCCUCCUCCUCCUCCCUCAACUCUACUUCUUCCCUCUCCUCCUCCUCCCUCUCCUCCCCAUCCUCCUCCUUCCUCCCUUCCUCCUCCCUCAACUCCUCUUCUUCCCUCUCCUCCUCCCCCUCCUCCCUCUCCUCCUCUUCCUCCUCCCCCUUCUCCUCCUCCUUUAACUCCUCUUCCUCCCCCUUCUCCUCCUCUCCCCCCUCCUCCCCCCACCGACCUCGUCUUCCGUCACCUCCUCCGGGAGGCGGAGGCGCUGCGCGGCCUGGGGGUCACUCACUUCCGCUUCCCCAUCUCGUGGGCGCGGGUGCUCCCCGGCGGUGCUCCCUGCCGGGCGGGGAUCGGCUUCUACCAUCACCUCCUGGGCGCCCUGGAGGGGCUCGGGGUGCGGGCGGUGGCGGCGCUGGCGCCCGCCGAGCUGCCCCUGGCCUCGGGCUGGACCCACCCGGCCUCCGUGCGCCUCUUCCUGGCCUAUGCCGAGCUCUGCUUCCGCGAGUUCGGACCCCGCGUCCGCCUCUGGCUCACGCUGGACAACCCCUACCUGCUGGCUGCGCGCGGGGCCCGGGGGGCCUACCUGGCCGGGCACCACCUGCUGCUGGCCCACGCGCAGGCCUGGCACCUCUACAACAGCACGUUCCGGGCGCAGCAGGGCGGCGAGGUGUCGCUGUCGCUGGGGUCGCACUGGGUGACGCCCCGGAGGCCCGGCCACCCGGAGGACGUGCGGGCGUGCCAGAGGUCGCUGGAGUCGGUGCUGGGCUGGUUCGCGAGGCCCGUGUUCGGGGACGGGGCCUACCCGGAGGCGCUGGGCGCGGGGGCGGCGGCGGGGGCCCCCGAGCUCUCGGCCCGCGAGCGCGCGCUGGUGCGGGGCAGCGCCGACCUGUUCGCGCUGUCCUUCGGGCCCGCGCUCCUCCUCCGGCCGCCCGAGCCCCGCGUCGCCCGCGGGCAGCGCUUGUCCCUGGACCUCCGGCGGCUGCUGCGCUGGGUGAGCCUGGAGUACGGCCGCCCCCGCGUGCUGGUGGCCGAGGCCGGCUGGUUCGAGCCCGCCCGCACCCGCACCGGCGACGCCAAGCACGCGCAGUACCUCAAGAGGUUCGCGAUGGACGCGCUCAGAGCCAUCUUGCUGGACGGCGUCGACGUCGUCGGCUUCACGGCCUCUGCGCUCCUGGACGCGCCCGAGCGGCUCCGUGGACGCGGCGUCCGGCGCGGCCUGUUCCACGUCGACUUCCGGCGCGCCGACGCCCCGCCCGCGCCCAAGGCCUCGGCCGCGCUCUACCGGAAGCUGCUCCGCGACCGCGGCUUCCCGACCCGCCCCGAGCUCCGCCCCCUGCGCAGCCACUUUCCCUGCGGCUUCGCCUGGGGCGUGGUCGACGGGCUCGUGCCGGUGGACUCCGCCCCCUCCCAGCCCCCCGACCCCACCGUCUACCUGUGGGACCCACGCGGGACCCGGCAGCUCACGCUCAUCCCCGCGGCCUCCAUCCCCCCACGCGCGCCCCGUCCCCCGUCCUGCGGGGACCUGUCCGCCGUGCGCCUCCGCGUGUCGCUGGCCGCGGAGUUGGGCGUCACGCACAUGCGCUUCGCGCUGGACUGGGCCUCGCUGCUCCCGGGGGACGCGUCGCGCGUGGACGGGCGGGCGCUGCGCCUCUACGCGUGCCUGGCCGGGGAGCUGGCGCGGGCAGGCGUGGAGCCCGUGGUGACGCUGUGGCAGCCGGGCGCGGGGCUGCCACGCGCGCUCGCGUCCCGCGGGGCGUGGGGGCACGGGGCGCCCCGGGCCUUCGCGGCCUACGCGGGGCUGUGCUUCCGCGCGCUGGGGGGCUCCGUGAGGACGUGGCUGACCCUGGGGGAGCCCGACCCACGCGCGACCUCCCCGCGCGAGGCCCGGCACAUGCUGCGCGCCCACGGCCUGGCCUGGAGGCUCUACCACGCGCGGUUCCGGGCCGCGCAGGGCGGACGCGUGUCGCUGGCGGUCAGGGCCGACUGGGCCGAGCCCGCGUGGGCCCCGUCGCGAGCGGACCGGGAGGCGGCGCAGGCGGCGAUGGAGAGGGACGCGGCGUGGAUGCUGGACCCCGUGUUUGGGGCGCGGGGGGACGGAGAGGACGACGGCGGGUACCCACGCAGGACACGGGAGAGGGUGCGGCGCGUGUGGGGGGUCACGCUGCCCGGCUCACGCGCGGGGACCUGGGGGCUGGUGCGUGGGGCCGUGGACUUCCUCGCCGUGGCGCACUACGGCACCGCGCUGGUGGCCGCGAGGGACUGGGACGCGUGGGACGAGGACGCGGGGGACACGGACGCGCGCGUGCAUGCAGAAGAGGAUGCAGAUGGGCAUGCAAAUGAGAAUGUAAAUAGACAUGCAAAUGUGGAUGCAAACGAACAUGCAAAUGAGCAUGCAAAUGAGGGUUCAGGAGGAGGGGAGGGCCGUGCAAAUGGCCGUGUGAACCAGGAUGCAAAUCUGUAUGCAAAUGAACACACAAAUGAAGGCACCGGAGGAAGGGAUGGACGCACAAACCGGGAUGCAAAUCAGCAUGCAAAUAAGAAUGCAAAUAAACAUGCAAAUGAGGAUGCAGGAGGAAGGGAUGACCGUGUAAACCAGAAUGUAAAUCAGUAUGCAAAUGGCCACGCAAAUGAGCACGCACAUCAGGACGUAGAAAGCCAGGAUGCAAAUGAGCAUGCAAGUCACCGUGCGAAUAGACAUGCAAACUACCAUGCAAAUGAGGAUGCAGAUGGCCAUGCAAAUGAGGAAGCUGUGGGAAGGGAAGGACGUGCAAAUGGCCGCACAAAGCGGGAUGCAAACCAGCAUGCAAAUCGCCAUGAAAAUGGACACGCAAAGGGGGAUGCAGAUGAACAUGCAAAUCGCCAUGAAAAUGGCCACGCAAAGGAGGAUGCAGAUGAGCAUGCAAAUCGCCAUGCAAAGGAGGAUGCAGAUGAGCAUGCAAAUGAGGAAGCUGUGGGAAGGGAUGGACGUGCAAAUAUCCGCACAAAUCGGGAUGCAAACCAGCAUGCAAAUCGCCAUGAAAAUGGACACGCAAAGGGGGAUGCAGAUGAACAUGCAAAUCGCCAUGAAAAUGGCCACGCAAAGGAGGAUGCAGAUGAGCAUGCAAAUCGCCAUGCAAAGGAGGAUGCAGAUGAGCAUGCAAAUGAGGAAGCUGUGGGAAGGGAUGGACGUGCAAAUGGCCGCACAAAGCGGGAUGCAAAUCAGCAUGAAAAUGGCCACGCAAAGGGGGAUGCAGAUGAGCAUGCAAAUCGCCAUGCAAAGGAGGAUGCAGAUGAGCAUGCAAAUCGCCAUGCAAAGGAGGAUGCAGAUGAGCAUGCAAAUCGCCAUGCAAAGGAGGAUGCAGAUGAGCAUGCAAAUCGCCAUGAAAAUGGCCACGCAAAGGAGGAUGCAGAUGAGCAUGCAAAUCAUCAUGCAAAUCGCCACGCAAACGAGGAUGCAGAUGAGCAUGCAAAUCGCCACGCAAAGGAGGAUGCAGAUGAGCAUGCAAAUCGCCAUACAAAGGAGGAUGCAGAUGAACAUGCAAAUCGCCAUGCAAAUCAGCAUGAAAAUGGCCACGCAAAGGAGGAUGCAGAUGAGCAUGCAAAUGAGGAAGCUGUGGGAAGGGAUGGACGUGCAAAUGGCCGCACAAAGCGGGAUGCAAACCAGCAUGCAAAUCGCCAUGAAAAUGGCCACGCAAAGGAGGAUGCAGAUGAGCAUGCAAAUGAGGAAGCUGUGGGAAGGGAUGGACGUGCAAAUAUCCGCACAAAUCGGGAUGCAAACCAGCAUGCAAAUCGCCAUGAAAAUGGACACGCAAAGGGGGAUGCAGAUGAACAUGCAAAUCGCCAUGAAAAUGGCCACGCAAAGGAGGAUGCAGAUGAGCAUGCAAAUCGCCAUGCAAAGGAGGAUGCAGAUGAGCAUGCAAAUGAGGAAGCUGUGGGAAGGGAUGGACGUGCAAAUGGCCGCACAAAGCGGGAUGCAAAUCAGCAUGAAAAUGGCCACGCAAAGGGGGAUGCAGAUGAGCAUGCAAAUCGCCAUGCAAAGGAGGAUGCAGAUGAGCAUGCAAAUCGCCAUGCAAAGGAGGAUGCAGAUGAGCAUGCAAAUCGCCAUGAAAAUGGCCACGCAAAGGAGGAUGCAGAUGAGCAUGCAAAUCAUCAUGCAAAUCGCCACGCAAACGAGGAUGCAGAUGAGCAUGCAAAUCGCCACGCAAAGGAGGAUGCAGAUGAGCAUGCAAAUCGCCAUACAAAGGAGGAUGCAGAUGAACAUGCAAAUCGCCAUGCAAAUCAGCAUGAAAAUGGCCACGCAAAGGAGGAUGCAGAUGAGCAUGCAAAUGAGGAAGCUGUGGGAAGGGAUGGACGUGCAAAUGGCCGCACAAAGCGGGAUGCAAACCAGCAUGCAAAUCGCCAUGAAAAUGGCCACGCAAAGGAGGAUGCAGAUGAGCAUGCAAAUGAGGAAGCUGUGGGAAGGGAUGGACGUGCAAAUAUCCGCACAAAUCGGGAUGCAAACCAGCAUGCAAAUCGCCAUGAAAAUGGCCACGCAAAGGAGGAUGCAGAUGAGCAUGCAAAUCGCCAUGCAAAUCGCCACGCAAAGGAGGAUGCAGAUGAGCAUGCAAAUCGCCAUGCAAAUCAGCAUGAAAAUGGCCACGCAAAGGAGGAUGCAGAUGAGCAUGCAAAUCGCCAUGCAAAGGAGGAUGCAGAUGAGCAUGCAAAUCGCCACGCAAAUGAGGAUGCAGAUGAGCAUGCAAAUCGCCAUGCAAAUCAGCAUGAAAAUGGCCACGCAAAGGAGGAUGCAGAUGAGCAUGCAAAUCGCCAGGCAAAUGGCCAUGCAAACAAGCAUGCAAACGAGGAUGCAGAUCGCCAUGCAGAUGAGCAUGCAAAUGAGGAUGCAGAUGAGCAUGCAAACGAGGAUGCAGAUGAGCAUGCAAACGAGGAUGCCGAUGAGCAUGCAAAUCGCCACGCAAACGGCCAUGCAAACAGGCAUGCAAACGAGGGUGCAGAUCGCCACGCAGACGAGCGUGCCGACGCGCGUGCAGGCCGCCGUGCACACGCGCGUGCCCGCGGGCCCCCCUGGAGCUGAGCGACGCCGCGUGGCCGCGCUCCCCGCGCCGGGCGCCCGUGGUGCCGCGGGGGCUGCGGCGCGCGCUGACGUGGCUCACGGCGCGGUACGGCCGCGCGCCCGUGUACGUGGCCGCCAGCGGCGUGGACGGCGGCG